AUGGCAUUGCCUGCCUCUCACCCCGACAGGAAGCUGUUCUACUCCUUCUUCAAGUCACUGGUGGGGAAGGAUGUGGUGGUGGAGCUGAAAAAUGACCUGAGCAUAUGUGGGACACUGCAUUCUGUGGACCAGUACCUCAAUAUCAAACUCACAGACAUCAGCGUCAUCGACCAGGACAAGUACCCGCAUAUGCUGUCAGUGAAGAACUGCUUUAUCCGCGGCUCAGUGGUGCGGUACGUGCAGCUGCCUGCUGACGAGAUCGACACGCAGCUGCUGCAGGACGCCACCCGGAAGGAGGCGCAGCAGGGCAAGACGUAGCCGCCCGCCCGUGUCUCGCGUCCCGCGUCACCCACGCCAACAUGCCCCCAUUCAGUCGAAAGCGAUCAUUUGCUUGUUUCACGCUCGGUGUCACGUCAAUACACGCGCAGACGUUUGUGUA
Molecule: messenger RNA, 439 nt
Organism: Pollicipes pollicipes
Lineage: Eukaryota; Metazoa; Arthropoda; Thecostraca; Pollicipedomorpha; Pollicipedidae
Product: U6 snRNA-associated Sm-like protein LSm2
Biological process (GO): mRNA splicing, via spliceosome
Cellular component (GO): Lsm1-7-Pat1 complex; catalytic step 2 spliceosome; U4/U6 x U5 tri-snRNP complex
Molecular function (GO): RNA binding
Source: RefSeq, a predicted model, not a curated record